AGUAUUGAAUCAGAGGUUCGAACGAACGAACGAACGAUUCGCAAUGUACUUUGCCGAGGGAGGUAACACAUUGUACAGUGGUGAAGUGAAGAAGGAAUGCAAUGGCAUUUCGACGGAGCGUCGUACAGCGCGCUUAUUGAGCAGACGUUACGCUUUGACAGCUACGAGUUACAAGUAUUUGGAAAUUGGAAUUAACGUUGGUCCACCGAGUUACAUGGAGAUCGCCAUAGGAGAUCAUCAAGGACGAGAAUUGAUACUGUCUGUCGAAACGUGGAAAGGUCUCUACGAGCAACGAUGGAAUAUUUCCAAAUUAAUUCGGAAUGACUACAAGGACAAUUUUAUAAGCGUCGGACCCUUUUUCGACAGAUCCGGCUGCUGCUACAGGGUGAAGGGAUGGCGUGUGGAGGCGGGCUCCUUGGGGGAAUUGUCUGACCAUAGACUGAUCUCUAUGGAGCUCGUCUCCCGCCCCCGCGGAGGUGCGCGAGUUACGCCGCCGCAAACGUGA
Solenopsis invicta (red fire ant) is the source of this 505-nucleotide messenger RNA. RefSeq lists its product as uncharacterized. The record is from RefSeq and is a predicted model, not a curated record. NCBI's taxonomy places the organism in Eukaryota, Metazoa, Arthropoda, Insecta, Hymenoptera, Formicidae. The coding region runs from base 44 to 505 and encodes 153 amino acids. The transcript has 3 exons.